Messenger RNA from Phyllotreta striolata, 2588 nucleotides. NCBI's taxonomy places the organism in Eukaryota, Metazoa, Arthropoda, Insecta, Coleoptera, Chrysomelidae. The record is from the annotation of a GenBank genome assembly.
AUUUAUGAGUCACAAUGUUUCCGAAAAAUGUUCUUACUCAGAAAAUUGCAUUUUUAUCCCCAAUCAUUUUAAUUACAAAACUUAUCACCGUUAUUUCCUCUCGAAUCAGUUUAGUCAUUACCCCGUCACCUCGAUUUUAACAGUACUUCGCGCAGCUCCUUACAAUAAACCCAUUAUUACGGUAGAGGUUUUGUUAAUUUUUUCCGCAGCGCAAAUGGAAUUUAAGAAGAAUAUUCUUCUCAUUUUCACCCUGCGUUUACUCUUCGCCAACGCGCUCACCGUGCAAGAAAGUUGGGUAAAAUUCAAGAACGACUUCAACAAGACCUACAGGAACAUCGUGAACGAGAUCCUCGACAUGGAGGUGUUCCAGGAAAACUUCAAAAUCAUCUACCAGCACAACGCCAGAUACAACGCCGGCCUGGAGACCUACUUCAUGUCCAUCAACCAAUUCGCCGACGUCUCCCCCGGCGAAUUUUCCAAGCAGCUCGUCUACAAGCACAACAACCAGAAGUACCUCCAGAACAAAGUGGAGACCUCCUUCGAGGAGGUCAACGCCACCGUGCCGGCGUUCGUCGACUGGAGGCUCUCCGGCAUCGUGGGAAACGUGCAGGACCAGGAGAACUGCAAGAGCUCGUGGGCCUUCAGCGCCGUCGGCGCCAUCGAGUGCCAGUACGCCAUCAAGAUCAAGCAGAACCUGGACCUCAGCAAGCAGCAGCUGAUAGACUGCAUCAGGCAGAACUGCGACUCGGGCGGGUACCUCGAGCAGGCCUUCGAAUUCGCCAAGCAGCGCGGCCUGAAGUUGGAGCCGGCUUACAAAUACAACGCCCAAAGGGACGUUUGUAAGAUACCCACCGGUCCGUACAAGAUCAAGAACUACACUUACGUGGUACCGGCUAACGAAGUCGCUUUGAAAAACGCCGUCAGUAUCAUCGGACCGAUAUCGGUCACCAUUUCAGCUGAAGCUUUGCAGUUCUAUGGAGGUGGGAUUUUCCAAACGGGUAAUUGCCAUUGCCCUGAUUGUAGUACCAACCACGCGGUACUGGUGGUCGGGUACGGUCACGAUCCGCAGGAGUACUGGGUUAUCAAGAACUCCUGGGGCACCACUUGGGGCGAAAAGGGCUACAUGCGCUUGGCCAGGAACGUGGGGGAAUGCGGAAUACCCGGUCAAGCCCUCUACCCUAUUCUAUAACUUACUAUUAUCGGUAGUACCAGCACGUUUUUUGCAUAAUAAUGAAAGAUUUAAUUAAACAAAACAUUUAUAUUUCAAGUAAAUUUAUAACACGUAUUUAUACACCGUUUGUAACGUUUAAUCAUCCUUCGAAUUGCUGUAUUUCUUCAAAUCCGGCGCGCUGGAAUUCGGGUUGACCUUCACCAGCUGCUGGAAACCGCCCUUGAUGGUGUCCCAUUGGGACACGCAGCGCACGUCCACGUCGAAUUGCCUCAGCACCCGCUUAAAGGUGGGAUAGAGCAGCUCCAGGAGGCCGUGGUCCAGCGUGGGGAAGAGGUGGUGGAGGGCGUGAUCGCCGAAAUUGGUGAGCACCAGGAAGUGGGAGCCGGUGAUCUCUUUGCGGUCCAUCACCGCGUCCAGUUGGCUCAGGCCCCAAUCGUAGUUAGUCGAGGAUCUGGAAGGUUUUGUAUGCAAACGCGGGGUACUUGGUGGAAUGGGUAGUGUUUUUUUACCUGGGUACGUCUCCGUCGUGGAAGAUGUCUGGGUGGUGGUGAGCUGCGUGUAAACCGACGAAACCCAAAUAGGUGGAUCCCACGAGAAUGAUAAAAUUCCACAUUAAAAACACGUCGAUUAUCGAGGUGUUUUCGCCACGGAAUAAACACAUUACUGUAGGUAGCAAUAACGGUAUCAAAUCCGAUAAACCAAAAUUGGUAAAGUUGCACUUUUUUGCAAAUAAAAUUCUAAAAAAGAUUAUAAAAUCACCAAAUGUAGCUGGAAUAUUUGAGUAGUUGGGCUUAAACUACAUUGGGUAAAGUACAACAUUUUUGAAAAUUUCCUACCUCUUGAUCAAAGCUCCAUGAAACAUCGUCACCCAAAUAACGGGAGCCAAAAGAAGGGACGAAAUGAUAUCCCUGACGGAUUUCUUAACUGGCAAAUAAAACAAUAAGGGCUCGUACAUGGAUAUCUCCAAAUCAUCGAUGGCGUUGGUGUGCAAAUGGUGGCUCAGCGCGUGGCUGAUCCUCCACUCCCUAAUCUGCAACAGCGAAAACUGGAAAUAGUACAUCCUGAAAUUAUCCUUCUGGUGGACGUAAUUGUGCCCGGCGAUCGUCAUCAUGCCCAGCAUCAACCCCGACACGAUCCCCAGGGGGUAGCUCCAGUAACGCGCCGCCAGUACGGCGAACAGGAAGGUGAAGAACAGCAGGGAGUCGGUGAAGAAUUCGGUGGUGUUGACGGCUUGUUUCGGUAUCGUCUUCAGCGAUUCCCUGAUUUCGCGCUUGAGGGUCCUGUAGAACCCGUCAUCUUCGAACGUGUAGGGCGCGUUGCGCUUGGUUUUGGCCUUUCGCACGAAGAACGUCUUCAGGAGGGUCUCCGGGUGGCUGGACACGUGGUGGGAUUCGAAGGCUUCGGUGAUGUCCAAGCC